Messenger RNA from Gongylonema pulchrum, 237 nucleotides. The record is from the annotation of a GenBank genome assembly. NCBI's taxonomy places the organism in Eukaryota, Metazoa, Nematoda, Chromadorea, Rhabditida, Gongylonematidae.
AUGCUUUUUGUGCUGGUGAUAUUUCUCAAUAUUCUGAAAUCUGCGGAAGCUAAAAGCACCGCGACAUGUCCCUGUCCACCGGCACAGCAAUGCAAACCAGACUGUCUAAAUGUAACGGAUGAUCAGAACCACCGAUUACGAAGACGUGAAGCCGCCACUGAGGAUGCCGAUGAGUUCAUCGAUCAACGUAAAUGCAACAGUGACCAGCUGAAGGAAGUUAUGUUACAGGUCAGCUAA